Trichoplax adhaerens is the source of this 4671-nucleotide messenger RNA. RefSeq lists its product as uncharacterized. Gene Ontology annotation, molecular function: calcium ion binding; laminin binding. The record is from RefSeq and is a predicted model, not a curated record. The transcript is spliced from 32 exons. Lineage: Eukaryota; Metazoa; Placozoa; Uniplacotomia; Trichoplacea; Trichoplacidae. Gene Ontology annotation, biological process: G protein-coupled acetylcholine receptor signaling pathway; receptor clustering. The coding region runs from base 1 to 4671 and encodes 1556 amino acids.
AUGCUGUUUAAAGAAUUUAUUUUCAUCUACUUAGCUACGAUAGCAAUCUCUAGCAGCAGUCAAAGGUGUUCACCUUCACCGUUACAGCAACGAAUUAGCAAUGCGGACUAUGUUAUCACUGCCAAAGUUCUCAAUAUCAAUCGAAAUCAACAACAGCCAACUUAUUCCAGCAAUGUUGAGGUGAUUGAAGUAUUUAAGCCGCCACGUUUGUCUCUACCGCUAUCAAUAACUAUUGAUAACUUUGGCAAUACCAGAAUAUGCCGUUCAAAUGUUAACACUAAUGACACCAGGAUACUAUUAUUUAAUGGCAGUAGCCAAAAAUAUGUCCUUUCCACAUCGUUCGAAUAUGUUACUGAGGAACGAUUAAAAUUAAUACGAACUGCCGUUCAAGAUCCAACAGGAGAUCAUCAGCUAGAUUCCAAAGUCAGAACCUGCUCAGAAAUUGUCUGUCGCAUGGGUGCUACCUGUAGUAACGAAAUUCAAGAGGGCCAAUGUUCUUGUAUAGAUUGUCAUAAUUUAACCAAGUCAGAGCCUGUAUGCGCGAGCGAUUUGAAAGUCUAUUCAAAUACAUGCCAAUUAGAACGUCAGUCGUGCCUAACAGGGACCCAACUAAACAUCUUACCGCGAGAUAAUUGUGAUACAGCUAAUCCUUGCAAUAAUAUUACAUGCGAGAACUAUUCAAUCUGUCGAUUGGAAAGUAAUGGAAUAACCGAUAAUAAUCCGACUUGCCGAUGCCCUACGAAUGUGUGCUCAUUAUAUUACAAUCCCAUUUGCGGUAAUAAUAAUAAGACUUACUACACGCAAUGCCAUAUGAUACAAGAUUCUUGUCAAAAUAAUAUCACCGUCAUUAAAAGCUAUGGUGGAGAAUGCGCCUCAGAUGCAACCGAUUGCCGCACAUUCCGAUGUUUCCAAAAUGGUCAAUGUCUAAACCGAACUUUUGGCUACUACACUUGUCAAUGUCCCCUUGGUUAUACCGGUACUUACUGCCACCAAGAUCAACAAGAUGCAAUCCCGUCAUUUCAUGAUGGUUCUUAUAUUCGAUUUAAAAAUACGUCAACUUGGGAUAGAGAAGUUAAUUUGACAAUCGAAUUUAUGCCAUCAGUAUUUGAUGGUCUCAUAUUAAUUGGAGGUAAUCUAGUUUCAUCUAAUGGGGACUAUUUUGCCCUGUCCCUUCGCUCGCGGUAUAUCGAAGCAAGUUUCGAAUUAGGUAGUGGUAAAGGAACUGCAUCAAGUAAAAUAGCAGUUGAAGUUAAUCGAUGGUAUCGGGCAACUGUCAAACGAUCAGGGAGAGAUUUUACGAUACAAGUAAAUGAGGAACCUCCGGUGGUGGGUAAAGUUCCAGGUUCAUUAUCCGAGCUGAAUUCACUAACUGAUAUUUAUCUAGGCACUUUACCAUCUGGUUUAUCAACAUCAAACCAAUUUCGAAGUCGAAUACAAAUGAAUCAAAACUUUGGGGGUUGCAUUCGAUCAUUAGAUAUUAAUAAUAUUGAAUAUAACUUAAAUGUUCCAUCAUCCAAUAAGCCAGACAAUGUUGUAUCUUAUUAUCAAUUAACAAGAUGUGUUGCAAAAAACCCUUGCUCCCCAAACCCAUGUCAAAAUGGGGGUGGAUGUAGUCCACUGAGUGGCAAUCGAUAUUUUCAGUGUGCUUGCCCAACAGAUUAUGCUGGUUUACUGUGUGAACGUCGCUCUGCUGUCUCAGUUUGUGCCUCUAACCCUUGUCCAGCUAACUCAACAUGCACUCAUGAGGCUGGAAAAUCUGAUUCAUGGAAAUGCUUGUGUCCAUUAGGGAAAAUAGGACAGCGUUGCGACCAAGUAUUGCAAUCUAGCCCAUUUAGUCCCUACUUUGGUGGCCAGUCGUAUUUGGAAUAUACGGAUAAAACAAGCGAUUAUUUUGCAGCAUCUUCUGUCACAAUUAAUUUAAAAGUUAAACCUCUCAAGCCAAAUGGGCUAAUAUUUUAUGGCUCACAACGAGAAGACAAUAGAGGAGAUUUUAUAUUGCUGAACUUAGUGGAAGGUUAUUUGGAAUUUAGAUUUGAUUUGGGUUCCGGAACGGCAGUUAUUAGGAGUGCUAGUCCGCUUACACUGAAUAAUAGUCAUGACAUUAAUAUCACACGAAAUGGUCGUUAUGGUACUAUGAGAAUUGACCAGCAGCCCGAAGUUAGAGGAAUUGCCUCGGGCUCCUUCGUCUUGUUAAGUUUGUUUGCACCGUUUUACUUUGGUGGUCAUCCGAAUUUUGCUGCUAUGAAUUCCAAAACAAAGAUUAAGACUGGUUUAGUAGGCUGUAUUGAGUCGGUCACUAUUAACGGACAAGAGAAACAACUGGUUAAAGAUGCUAUAUAUGGUGCCGGCGUUAGUUCAUGUAAUGAUUGCCAAAGAAAGCCGUGCCAAAAUGGUGCACAGUGUAGUCUUGGUGUUCAGGGAUAUUUAUGUAAUUGCCCACAAUAUUAUACUGGCGAAAAUUGUUCACAAGCAAUAGAGGUAUUUGGUCCCUCUGUAGCCUUCGAUGGUGGCAACGUUUACACGCUAAGAAAUAAUAUUUCGGCAGAUGAAAAAGAAUUUAAUUUCAACACAAUUGAAUUACAACUUAAAACAUUCAAUCUUCAUGGUCUUAUUCUCUGGAGCGGCCCAAGGAACUACUCCCAAAAUCAGCGGAGACCUUUCAUCGCUUUAGCCGUUACGAAUGGAAAUAUCCAAUUAAGAUUUAACCUGGGCACACAAGAUAACCAUAUAACCAGCACGGUCCGCAUCAACGAUGGAAACUGGCAUACUAUUAAAGCUUACCGAAUCGGUCGACAGGCAAAUUUAACUGUAGAUACAGAAUUUCGUUCGACUACGGUAUCAACUGGAAGUCCACAAAUAGCGGUUGAUGGCGAUCUAUUCUUAGGUGGCCUAAAUACUACUCCAAAGAAAAAUUGGAAUCUCUACCGCUAUAAUUAUGUUGGUUGCAUUCGAAAUAUUCAGAUACAACAUCAUAAAGUCAAUAUUGUUACUGACCUAAAAGUUCCGCAACAACACACCACAUGCGAAGCAUUUGAAGUCACAGGUCCUUCCCUUGCAUUUGAUGGCAGAUCUGCUUAUCCCUAUUUAAAUAAUGUCGAUAACAGAUUGACGGUAUCCAGUAUACAAUCAUUCCAGUUAUCUUUUAAAACACUAUCCUCAAAUGGUCUGAUUUUAUGGCACGGAAAUCAGAAGCCUGGCGAUUUCAUAAGCGUCGGAAUUCGUAAUAAAUUCGUGGAGUUGAAUUAUAACUUAGGAAGUGGAACAAAAACUCUCACUGGUGGCUGGCAGCAGGUUAAUGAUGACAAAUGGCACAAGGUUUUAGUGGACCGACAGAGCCGAUAUGGUAAUUUAACGGUAGAUGGACGAUCUAUCACUGGUUUUGCAAACCCAUCAGCAACGGAGCUCAAUGCUGCAGAUUAUCUGUAUUUAGGCGGCGUGGAAAAUAUAGCAGCCAAAACAUCAAACUUGUAUUAUUCAUUCUAUGAGGGUUGUGUAAAAGAAGUUAAACUGAGUGGAGUUUCACUUAACAUGCAACGAGAUAUCCAAAUCAGGCAGCGACUUUAUACAUGCCAACAAAACGCCGAAUUUGGUCCAGCUUAUUGGUUUACGCCAACAUCGUACAUUACCUUAUUAAGCGCUGUCACUGAAAAGAAAAACUCGUUUUCAUCAAACCGUUACGAAUUUCUUGUACGUGGAUAUCAUAACGGAUUGCUGUUAUGGUUAGGCCAAUCUCAGCCUAACCCUAAUAGAGACUAUCUUGGGGUAGCCAUUGUUAAUAACAGAGUGCAAUUAAGAUUCAAUGUUGGUUCUGGGAAAAUCGAAAUUGUCGUCGAUGUCAUCGUUACCGAUGGCUAUUGGCAUAAAGUCAAGAUUGAGCGAAAUGGAUCUUCAGGAACUUUAACUGUCGAUGGUGUAUCACAAAAAUCGAACCCAAGAGAGGGAGCUUCCGUCCUCAAUGUAGACGGCAAUAUUCUUAUUGGGGGCACACCGAACAUAGCUACUACAACAUCCAAUAAGUAUCUAGAAAACUAUCGUGGUUGUCUAAAAAAUUUCGUAAUUGAUGGUUUUGUUGUCAAUUUGCAACUUAUGGCUACUGAAUCAGUUAAUACCAAGUCAUGUCCAGGCUAUGAACCACCAGUAUCGUUUAGUGGAUCAAAAGCAGUUCGUUACUUAUCGGAUGUCAAUCGUGGAUUACGUGCAUUCCGUCAAAAUUCUUUGCGCUUAACUUUCAAGACAAGGAAAUCAACAGCAGUCCUGUUUUGGCUCGGAAACGAUAAUGAUCCUCGAUUGAGAUCAGAUUAUAUGUCGGCAGCUGUUGAAGCUGGCUAUUUUAAAAUCAGAUAUAAUUUAGGUGGUGGUGCGACUUCCUCUACAAUAUUAACUUUAAGAGUUGAUGAUAAUCAAUGGCAUACUGUUUACAUUAACCGAAAUCUAACAAAUGCUCUUCUGUAUGUCGACCAUUUGGAGACAUCUGCAAUAUCGCUUCAAUUUCAACAAGAAUUGAAUGUCGCAAGCUAUUUCUAUCUAGGUGGUGUUCCAGAAAAUAAUAUAGACUAUACUAGUAAUGAUAAUUUCAUUGGCUGUAUGGCAAACGUAGAAGUAAAUGGCAAGAUAGUACAGUUAUCAGAUGAUGCUGUUGAUCCAAAUAUUUCCCUUCCUAGAUGUCAAUAA